AUGGGCGUGAUUCGCCCCUGGGUGUUGUGCUGCUCAACUCACCAGCAACGUGAGAUUGUUGAGAUAAUGUGGCAGAAGAAGUUGAUACGUUUAAUGAAGCAGAGUUUUUAGGGGACUGUCAACUUGAAUUUUGCUUUUGGAAGAGGUGGGAAGUCAUCCGUCUUGUCAGUUUUGUUCGCUUUGUCGAUGCGUCUUUUCCUAAACUUGGCCUGGAUGAAUCCGUCAUUCUGUAUUUCAUCGUCGGUCGAUGUCACUUCAGUUAAAUUUUCAAGAGGCCUUUUUAAAUUGACAGCCUUGUCAGAUUUAGAUUUAAAAUUUGCAUUAUUGAUUAACUGUGUUACCUGGGUGGUCAGGCAGUCUAUUUUACUGUUUUGGUCCCUGUCUCAGUCAGCUCCUUUAUUUGCUGGGCCUGGCUUUCGAUGAUCAGGUUCUGGCGCUGGAUGGUUCUGUCCUUUUCGUCUGCUACAGCUGGUGUCAUCAGGUCUGGCGCUGGAUGGUUCUGUCCUUUUCGUCUGCUACAGCUAAUGUCAUCAGUUCCUUUGAUUUUAUGCUAAUUUCUGUUCUCUCCUUCUGGCUGGGUCCAUUCAUCAUCGGUAUCGCUGGUGGAUCAUUACUUUGACCUCCAGAGUCUAUCUCCAUGUUUUUAAAUCGGAUUUUCUAUUGACAAACUUGAAAACUUUCACGAGCAAAAAUAUGACGUAUUGUCAAUUAUCACUUAUACAGG
Molecule: messenger RNA, 724 nt
Organism: Acanthoscelides obtectus
Lineage: Eukaryota; Metazoa; Arthropoda; Insecta; Coleoptera; Chrysomelidae
Source: the annotation of a GenBank genome assembly